UGUUCUAGCUACAGUUCAGUUUUCGUUGCCAUCCAAAUUCUAGUCGUUUAUUCGCAUCGUUCCAAAACGUAGAGCAUAAAUCCCCAAAUUUAAAGGUCACUCGACUGCAACUGAUCCUGCAUCCAAAGCCCCACUUCCAGAAUGUGCAUGCCGUAUCUGAAUAAGCUCUUGGGUGGUGGAGAUCGCCGGCAGCGUCGCACCCGUGAUGGAGGCAUUACACCGCUGCCCAGCCUGGCCAAUGUGACCCAGGUCUCCAUGGACACCGUCAAGUCUGCCAAAUCCGCCAAGUCGGCAAAGUCAGGGAAGUCGGCCAAAUCCGGCAAGUCCGCCAGUCGCCGCAGUGCCAAUGCCAAUGUAAAUCCGUCUGAGUCCAGUGUCAGCAGCAUUGAGGAGAAUACGGAGCAGCCUUUGGCGACCGCCUCGGUGGCCACCAGUGCUGUUCCAGCAGACGAAGCGAGAGCGCGCCGAUCCUGGUGGGGUUACUUUGGCAUGAGCAAAACCAAGAAGAACAGCAUUGAGUCGCUCUAGACAUCCGGAGAUUGGGAUCGGAGCGAAUUGCAAUGGGUCACCAGCGGAAACAUAUUCAAUUGGAACGCACGGAUGGUUAUCGAUUUCGAUUUGGAGUCUCUCUUUUAAAGCAAUCAAAAAUCACAAAGCUAUUGCUUUUUCAGUUUCGAGAUAUAAGUUAAAUUAAAAUUUUAAUUUUUGCGCCACUGGAACGCUAA
Messenger RNA from Drosophila teissieri, 725 nucleotides. RefSeq lists its product as uncharacterized. Bases 142 to 528 code for a protein of 128 amino acids. The transcript has a single exon. The record is from RefSeq and is a predicted model, not a curated record. Lineage: Eukaryota; Metazoa; Arthropoda; Insecta; Diptera; Drosophilidae.